CAAACAUUUUGAACAUGAAGCUGUUGCAUAUAUAACAUACAGGGUUCUGUUACGUGUAUGUAACAUAAGCUGUUUGCUUGGCAGCCAUGAUGACCCUCAACUCUCUCCUCCUCCUGCCUCUCCUGUUUUGGGGCGUAAUGGCUCAGUGCCCCUCAGCAGCUGACCUGGUGAAUGACAGCGGGGAGAAACUCUGUGCCCGCAUGUUUGAACACAGCAACAUGUACUUUGAUCAGUCGUGCGGUGGUAAUUUUCUCGACGUCAAGAAUGGUGAUGACUUCCCUUACAUGCCAACUGGCUGGCGGAAAAAGGCUUCAUCGGUGGUUGUUGGAAACCGCUGUACCCUGAAAGUGUGGAGUAGAGGGGGCAAAAGGGGUAAUACCCGUUCCUUCUCUGCUGGGAUUGUCUACCAACUGAAGGAUCUUAAAAAUGGCCUGUCUGGGAACUGGAACGAUGCCAUUCAAGGUUCUUACUGCACCUGCUAAAAAGGACUCUGGGGAGAGGAGAUUUCCUCCA
Pelobates fuscus (common spadefoot toad) is the source of this 513-nucleotide messenger RNA. RefSeq names its product syncollin-like. Gene Ontology annotation, cellular component: secretory granule membrane. Gene Ontology annotation, biological process: exocytosis. NCBI's taxonomy places the organism in Eukaryota, Metazoa, Chordata, Amphibia, Anura, Pelobatidae. The transcript has a single exon. The record is from RefSeq and is a predicted model, not a curated record. The coding region runs from base 87 to 482 and encodes 131 amino acids.